CGUGAGUCUCCAUAUCCUCCUAUGUAGGUUUCUGUGUCCUACCAAGCACACAUCAGUUUUCUCACAUGACAAUCUAUGUGUGGAGUUCACUUCACUGACGGAAGAACGUGGAAAAUAUGUCUUUGUCUUAUAUUCUUCUCAUUUAUGUUGCCGGUGUUGCGGUAAACGGAAGUUGUGCAGAUUCGGUUCCCACUCCCACUAUUGUAUUUUCCUCUGGGUACAUCAAUGUAGCUACACCUGUUACAGUACGCUGUGAGUCACCAGAAGGCACAGAGUGCAAUUUCUACAGAGAUCAUGACCCCAAACCUAUAAGAAAACUGGAUUACAAGCAGGGUGCUUGCCAGUUCAAGUUGUUGUGGAAUGAGUUCAAAAAGUGGAACAAGACUGAAGUAGAUCUCAGCUGUGUAAUUCUACAGAAGAGAGAAGAUAAAUCGAUUAAAACCUCAAAACCUAGCGAUGCUCGAAGACUUAUAGUGAGUGAAGAGGAAAUGCAGAGGAAGAGGAGCAGUGCUGAAGAGAUCUUUAUCACCUGUUCUGUGGAGCUGUUGGUAGAGGGUGAAGAUACUGUGACAUCACAGCGUAGUGAAUCCCUCGGUAUCACCAUAGAUGUUGUAAAUCCUCCAGGAGCUACGAGUUCCCCAUCAGAGUUCAGUUUAAUCAAACCUGUUCAGGAGGAGACAAGCAGCAAUGUCACAGCCCAAGGAAGAGGGUUCCUCGUCAUCAUCAGUCUGGGUGCUGGUUCCCUUUUCCUGGUUCUGCUAGCUGGGUCUGUGCUGUGUGUUCUCCAACGCAAGUGUGGGGUUCAAGGCAGGCCUGUAAAUACUGGAAGCCCACCUGAGCAGCAAGACCAAACCCCACCUUGUGUCUAUUCUGUCAUCACAAAGCUGUCUAGGGAUGAGGAAGAGGACAGUAGUCUGCAAUACGCUACAGUGACAUAUACCAGUGACCGAGCUAGUCUUCAAUAUGCAACAGUGACAUCUACCGGUAACCAAGUUGGACCUGGGCGCAGCAAGAUCAAGUUUGAAAUAGCUGGAGAGUACGCCCUCUUAGCAGAAUCAUAGAAGAAGAAAGAUUUUCUGGAUAACAUGUUUUGCCAUAGUUUACAGUUACAAUCCUAUCUUUUUUUCUUCAUAUUGGAUCAUAAUUUACUCAUAGUACAAAAACAAAUCCUGCCACAAUAACAAAGACUAAAGAUAUCUACUCAUUUCUGAAAACAAGCAGUUUCAACUAUUUGCAUUUUAGGUUAAAUGAAAUAAAUGAAAAAUAAACUUUGUAUGAAACAUAGAAGAAAUAUUUUCCUAAAUUGAGUUACCCAAUCUAGUCAGUAGUCACCAAUCAGUAGUCACCAAUCUAUUUCACUCCUUGACAAGUGUCAAUAGAGACUCAAGAGGGUAGAACACAUGUCAAACUUUGCAUGUUACAUCUCUACAUCUCUCUCUCCUUUUCUGAUCUCUCGCUCUCUACAUCUCUCUCUUUAUCCAUGUACCCAACUGUCAUACUUGAGUAAAAGGAAAGAUUUCUUAAUAGAAAAUGACUGGAGUAAAAGUAAAAGCCACCCAGUAAAAUUCUACUUGAGUAAAAGUCUAUAAGUAUUUGGUUUAAAAUGUACUUAAGUAUCAAAAGUGAAAGUAUAACUAAUUUCAAAUUCCUUAUAUUAAGCAAACCAGAAUGCACCAUUUUCUUUUUUUUUCUUUUUUUAUGGAAGGCCAGGGGACCACUUCCACACUCAGCUAUCAUUUACAAACCAAGGGCUAUAUCUGUUCCUGGUUCUACAUUUCUUGAAUGGGGCAUGCUUAUUUAAGAUGGU
Molecule: messenger RNA, 1807 nt
Organism: Salmo salar (Atlantic salmon)
Lineage: Eukaryota; Metazoa; Chordata; Actinopteri; Salmoniformes; Salmonidae
Source: RefSeq, a predicted model, not a curated record